UCAAAUAAUCCAUCUUUAUACAAUUCAUCAUUUUCAAAUAAUCCAUCUCUCUUCAAUUUCAAUUAUACAAUUCAUCACCACCAUUGUUGAUUAUGCCAAGAAAAGGCAUGAGAAGUUUUUGCUUUUCCCCCAAGUCAUCUUCAUCAUUCUCAUUCUCUCAUCAUCCUUCUCCCGGCGCCGGCGAUGGAAGUACUUACUCAAUAAGAUCAAGUUUCUCCGAAUCAUUCAUGGACACAACAAUAACUUCAGCAGAAACAAUCAUCGAGAAAUGGAAUCCAGACACAUCAACCUUCGCUAAAGUCACUUCUCUAUUCUACGAAAACAAACGCGAAGCAAAGGAUUUCAUCAAAUCUGUAUACGAUUUACGCAAGGCAAUGCACUUCACCGUCACAGAAGAUUCAGCAUCAGAGAGACUCGUACGAGCUCAGACAUUAAUGGCGAUCGCGAUGAAACGGUUACAGAAGGAAUUCUAUCAGAUUCUAUCAAUCAAUCGUGCUCAUCUAGAUCCUGAAUCUGUUUCCGCUAGAUCGUCACGGUUAAGCGGUUCAACAAGGUCAAGCACUUCUGAUUACGAUCAGGAUGAUGAUAGAGAAGAUGAAAUCAGGAUCGCGAAUGAAUCCGAAACUGACGAUGCUUCUGCUAUAGCCAUAGCCAUGGCGGAUCUGAAAACUAUAGCGGAAUGUAUGAUUGCUUCUGGAUAUGGAAAAGAAUGCGUGAAGAUAUACAAGAUCAUCAGAAAAUCAAUCGUUGAUGAAGGUAUAUAUAAACUCAACGUUGAGAAAUUCGGAUCUAAUCAUAUACAUAAAAUGGAUUGGGAUAUUCUAGAGAUACGAAUAUCCAGUUGGUUAAAUGCAGUUAAAGUCUGUGUAAACACGUUGUUUAACGGAGAGAGAAUCCUCUGCGAUCACGUUUUCUCAUCAUCAGAAUCCAUCAGAGAAUCAUGCUUCACAGAGAUCACGCGAGAAGGUGCAAAUACUGUUUUCGGCUUCGCCGAAAACAUCGCCAAGAACAUAAAGAAGUCGCCGGAGAAAGUAUUCGCCAUGCUCGAUAUGUACACCGUCAUCGCCAAGAACUGGCCGGAGAUCGACUCCAUUUUCUCAUUCCAAUCAACUUUCCAUAUCCGAUCGCAAGCGGUUAACGCUCUAAUCAAGCUCGCGGAGACAGUUCGUAUAAUCAUAUCUGAAUUCGAGACCUCGAUUCUGAAAGAUUCAAACAAAUCGCGAGUCGCCGGCGCCGGUGUUCAUAUGUUAACUCUCCAUGUAAUGAAUUACCUAUCAAUCAUCGGCGAUUACAGCAGCGUUCUAGCUGACAUUUACGCCGACGAACCACCGCCGUCAAAAUCAUCCUUACCGGAAUCAUACUUCAGUUUAACAGAUCCAGAUCACGAAUCAUCAUCAUCACCACCGCCAAUAACUCUACGAAUCGCCAGACUAAUCCUCGUUCUCCACUGUAAACUCGACGGAAAAGCAAAACAUUACAAAGACGUAUCAAUUUCCUACCUAUUCCUAGCGAACAAUUUCCAGCAAGUGAUAAAAAAGGUAAGAACAUCCAAUCUGAAAUACCUUCUGGGUGACGAUUGGUUAUCAAAGCAAGAUAAUAAAGUGAAGCAAUUUGCUGCGAACUACGUACGUCUGGGAUGGAGACAUGUAAUCGAAGCAAUACCGUCAGAUUCAUCGGCGAUGUCGCCGGAGGAAGUGAAGGAUUGUUUCAAGAGAUUCAAUUCGGCUUUUGAACAGGCGAUUCUUAAGCAAUCUGUUUGUGUUGUAAUGGAUAAUGAACUUCGGGAUGAGAUUAAAGUUGCGAUUGGUCAGAAGAUUGUGCCGGUUUAUAGAGAGUUUUAUCGACGAAAUAGGUUUGUGAUGAUUAGAGAAAGAAAUUUUGCUCCUCUUCUCCGAUUUGCUCCUGAGGAUGUUGGAAAUCAGCUGUCGGAACUUUUCUUUGCCGGCGCCGGCGCCGGCGGUGAUUCGCCUGCUUGGUCUAUUCAUUCACGGCCGUCGCUGUCUCGUUGAAACUGGUUUGUUUGUUUUAUUAUUGUUAUUAUUAAUUGUUUUGUGUAGAUGUUGAAGAAGAUGUUUAAAUAAUAAUAAAUAGGAUUAUUAAUAUAGGUUGUUAAAUGGUUAAGUGGAAAUUUUGAUUAUAAAUAAAUGCAAUCCAUAUUAUGAUUGGAUUUUAUUAAUCUCAA
Impatiens glandulifera is the source of this 2182-nucleotide messenger RNA. Its product is annotated as exocyst complex component EXO70H1-like. Gene Ontology annotation, molecular function: phosphatidylinositol-4,5-bisphosphate binding. Lineage: Eukaryota; Viridiplantae; Streptophyta; Magnoliopsida; Ericales; Balsaminaceae. Gene Ontology annotation, biological process: exocytosis. The record is from RefSeq and is a predicted model, not a curated record. The transcript has a single exon. Gene Ontology annotation, cellular component: exocyst. The coding region runs from base 93 to 2009 and encodes 638 amino acids.